Messenger RNA from Neopelma chrysocephalum (saffron-crested tyrant-manakin), 679 nucleotides. Its product is annotated as poly(U)-specific endoribonuclease-C-like. The record is from RefSeq and is a predicted model, not a curated record. Lineage: Eukaryota; Metazoa; Chordata; Aves; Passeriformes; Pipridae. The annotation marks the transcript as partial. The transcript has 3 exons. Gene Ontology annotation, molecular function: RNA endonuclease activity.
AUGGCGACGUGGCUGCUCCUGGUGCUGCUGGUGACCCCCGGGGGGGUCCUCCCUGCCCCUCGGGGGGGUCCCGAGCCCCGGGGGGGUCCUGAGCUCUGGGGGGGUCCCGAGCCCCGAGGGGGUCCCGAGCCCCGGGGGGGUCCCGAGCCCCGGGGGGGUCCUGAGCUCCGGGGGGGUCCCGAGCCCCGGGGGGUUCCCGAGCCCCGGGGGGGUCCCGAUCCCCUCUCGGCCGUGUCGGACCAGGAGCUCCGGGAUCUCUCCGAGCGGCUCCUCGCGGCCGAUUCGAACCGGGCGGGGCCGGGGCAGCUCGAGCUGAACCUGCAGAGCCCCGAGGGCGACUCCGGGAGCCAGAGGCUGUUUUCCUACGUGUCCCCGGCGCUGCUCUCCCGCCCCACGUUUUCCCGGCUCCUGGCGCUGCUGGAUAAUUACGAGCCUCAGACGGGGCGGGCGGAGGAGGUGACGGGGGAGGAGCAGCGGGAGGAGCGGGAAUUCCUGGAGGCCGCGCUGGACACGCCGGUCCUGGCGCUGCUCGAGAACUUCGUGCUCAGCAAGGGUCUGUACCCCUCGGCCGAGUCCUUCCGGACUGACCUUCACUCCAUGUGGUUCGGGCUCUACUCGCGCUCGGGAGGGAAAGUUCUGGAUUCCUCCGGCUUCGAGCACGUGUUCUGUGGUGAGGGGA